CUCCGGCUUCGCGUCUGCGGCCCGUGCGCUCGUCGCGCCGCUGCGCGCCGCCGGCCAACAUGAGCCGGGAAGAGGAGCUGCUGAAGAUCGCCAAGAAGCUGGAGAAGAUGGUGGCCAGGAAGCACACGGAAGGGGCCCUUGACCUUCUGAAGAAGCUGAACAGCUGCCAGAUGUCCAUCCAGCUACUACAGACAACCAGGAUUGGGGUUGCCGUGAACGGGGUCCGCAAGCACUGCUCAGACAAGGAGGUGGUGUCCUUAGCCAAAGUCCUCAUCAAGAACUGGAAGCGGCUGCUGGAUUCCCCUGGGCUCCCCAGAGGAGAGAAAGGAGGGGAGAGAGACCCAGCACAGAAGAAUGACAGGGAACCCGAUUGUCCGGACUGGAAAGCAGAGGCAGGCCUUUCUUCACCAAGGAAAAGGCCCAGGGACGAGCCCAAAGACAGGAGAGACUCGACGGACUCCAAGUCUCCUGCCGCCUCCUCUCCAAAAAGACCAUCGGUGGAAAGAUCAAACAGCAACAAAUCGAGAGCGGAGACUCCCAAAACACCCAGCAGCCCCGUGACCCCCACCUUUGCCCCUUCCGCGUGCCUCCUGCCCCCCUGCUACCUCACGGGGGACUCUGUCCGGGACAAAUGUGUGGAGAUGCUGUCGGCAGCCCUGAAGGCAGAUGAUGAGUAUAAGGACUACGGCAUCAACUGCGACAAGAUGGCAUCAGAGAUUGAAGAUCAUAUCUAUCAAGAGCUCAAGAGCACGGACAUGAAGUACCGGAACCGUGUGCGUAGCCGGAUCAGCAACCUGAAGGAUCCCAGGAACCCCAGCCUGAGGCGGAAUGUGCUCAGUGGGGCCAUCUCCGCCGGGCUCAUUGCCAAGAUGACGGCAGAGGAAAUGGCCAGCGAUGAGCUGCGGGAGCUGAGGAACGCCAUGACCCAGGAGGCCAUCCGUGAACACCAGAUGGCCAAGACAGGUGGCACCACCACUGACCUCUUCCAGUGCAGCAAGUGCAAAAAGAAGAACUGCACCUACAACCAGGUGCAAACACGCAGCGCUGAUGAGCCAAUGACUACCUUUGUCUUAUGCAAUGAAUGCGGCAAUCGCUGGAAGUUCUGCUGAUGGAGCUCCCACCAGCCAGGAUCCCAGUGACCCGCGGCGGGGAAAAGCGCAAAGGACGCACUCAACCCCAACCAUCGGGACUGGAGCCAAAAUAAAACGUGAAAUGAAGUAAAAUGACA
Messenger RNA from Echinops telfairi (small Madagascar hedgehog), 1228 nucleotides. It is a transcript of the gene TCEA3, whose product is annotated as transcription elongation factor A3. Gene Ontology annotation, molecular function: zinc ion binding; nucleic acid binding. Gene Ontology annotation, biological process: transcription elongation by RNA polymerase II; DNA-templated transcription. The transcript is spliced from 11 exons. Gene Ontology annotation, cellular component: nucleus. The record is from RefSeq and is a predicted model, not a curated record. The coding region runs from base 60 to 1109 and encodes 349 amino acids. Lineage: Eukaryota; Metazoa; Chordata; Mammalia; Afrosoricida; Tenrecidae.